Messenger RNA from Eucalyptus grandis, 6520 nucleotides. RefSeq names its product calmodulin binding protein PICBP. The coding region runs from base 429 to 6077 and encodes 1882 amino acids. The transcript is spliced from 3 exons. Gene Ontology annotation, molecular function: calmodulin binding. The record is from RefSeq and is a predicted model, not a curated record. NCBI's taxonomy places the organism in Eukaryota, Viridiplantae, Streptophyta, Magnoliopsida, Myrtales, Myrtaceae.
GUCAAACAGCCUUUUCUUGUACAAAAUCAGAGCAUCCAUUGAAGCUUUCCCAAUGUCCUCAUCGUCUCUCCCGAUCCCGUGUUCCCCUGUGGUCAGCGCAGUCAUGUCGCAGGAAAAAUCAAUGUCAAGCUGCCGAGCAUAAGACCAACCACUACAGCCAACAGCCUACUUUGUGAUCUCUGUUUCCUCCCGUUCACCAAGAUCUUUCCCAGUCAAGAUUUUCUUCCUUGCCCACAAGAAAACUAGAACACUUUUUUCUCUUACCUUCCCAACAAGCAAACUCCACAUCGCACCUCCAUGAUUGAAGCAAUCCUGACGCUGCUCCCGGGACUGCUUCUUGAAUUUUGAUCUGGGCCGUUUCCUGAACCAGAAAAAAGUUGACGGCCACUGAACCAGGGGAGGCAAAACUGAAAUAAAGGUCUGAAUAGAUGGAGAUGGAUUCGCUCUCGGGCCGGCCGAGCAUGGAGUCCUCGGGAAGAUCGGGAGAGUCUCAAUCUGGUCACGACAAGCUGCUCAACUGUUCCAGCGAUGAAGCAGCCUUGGAAUGGUCUACUUCCAUUGAGACGUCGGAUGCAUCGCUGGAUUGCGCAGAGGCACCGGCAGGUUCCGGUGUGAAGGCAUAUAAUUUGCAGAAACCACUGAGGACAUUAACUAGGAGAUCUAGUUUAAGGUUGGCUAAGGGAUUGACAAGAAUGUCCAGUUCAAAACUCAGAAGGUCUUCUUCGAAAAAGAUCACUGUAGUAGGAGAUCUUCAAAGGAAGAAAUUGAGGAAGUUGUGGUCCGUUAGGCUUGCGGGGUUUCAGACCGCAAGGCCUUCUAGAAGAAAACCAAGUUUGCUAUGUGACCAGCCUUUAAGUUCCUUGAGUGACCUGGAUGCAUUGCCAAAUUAUUUGAAGUCAACAAGAUGUUCUGACGUGAAGAAGGUGAGUUCUCAAGCAAGUCAUCGUGAUUCUGAGCUGGCUGUCCGCAGCAGUAAUCAGAAUGGAAAAUUCUCGACUGGCUUUAAGCCAAAGCAGAGUCCUUCCAGUAAUAAAUCUGUUAAAGGCUUUACAAGAACUCCUACCUUCAGACCUGUGAGGAUUCUGACUAAAAUGGCCAGUUUGAAACCGAAGAGGUCUUCUGUAUGGAAAGAGCCGCAAAUUUCUCAGUCCCCCGACUCGAGCAUUCAUAGACCUACCUGUUCGUCGGCUAUUAGGAGGUCAAAGAUUCCUGAGCAGCCAGAGGAUCCACAAGAGGGUAAUUCAUCUGAAAGGAUUUUGGUGAAGAAAUUUUGUCCGUAUAGCUACUGUUCUCUUCACGGUCAUCACCGGCAUGAGGAAGCUCCUACAUUGAAGCGUCUGAAAUCGGCAAGAAAGCGUGUGAAUGCACAGCGAAGCAAGAAACUGGAAGGGCAGCCCUCUCAAAGAGUAAACAAUACACGCAACUCGGUAGAGGGAACUGAGUUGAGCAAAAUAGUCCCCCAGGGACAGCAAGCCAUUGAAGAAAAAGGGAAUGUCACUCCCACUGUUCAGGAACUCAAGAGGGAAGUUCCUGUAGAAAUCUACACUGGGCCAAAAGCAGAUCCAAAUGGAGUUGCAGCUCAAGAUGGAGGCAAAGUUAACUCUGAUUCUCUGGGUCUAGUUGAAACAGAGUCUGUUGAGAUUAUGAGUCCUCAUGAAAGUUCUAGAGAAAGUAUUCAGAAAGCAUGUCUUCACAGUGAGGAGCAGCAUGUGGUGGUGCCUCCUCUGACCCUCAACGAGGAGACACAUACGGAACUUCAUCAAAGUGGAAGUGAAUAUGAAAUGGGCAUUACUGACUCUAUAAAUACACUAAAGCGUGAAGAGGAAAGUUCAUUGGUUAAUUGCAAUACUGGACGAGGGAAUGUUGCUUUUGAUGAAGAUCAAGCUACAUCCCCAGCGGUCUGCCAACUGAAACCUGAAGAUGGUGGUGGUUUGUCCCAUUACCUGUCCUCCAAGUUGACUGAUAUCACAGAAACAUGUCAUUCAGAAGACCCACAGGAUGUCAACAUUGUCAGAGAAGUUGACGGAGAAGAGCCCUCAUGUCUGGAGUCAGAACUUCACCUGACUGAAUCAGCAAUGAAUGGUGAAAACACCACUGUAUCAGAUAGCAUGGCUGAUGAGCUACCAUGCACAUCAGAUGUAUGUAUUAGCAGUACAGAAUCUGCUGAGGCCUUAAAGGAUGAAUUAUCUUUGGUGAGUGAAGCGAAGGGAGAAAACGCAGCAGCUCAAUUUGGAGACUCUGAGCCGGAUGAUCCAUUUGAGACUCCUCGGGGAAUGAAGAAGUAUAAUGGGUUGUGGCACCUAAUAUAUCAGCACAUGGUCUCAGAUAUAGCUGGAAGCAAAGGGUCGCAGCCGUUCAAUCUAGAAAAUGAGAAAGAACGUGUGGAAGAGGGCAGUACACUGCCUGGAGUGGACGAAACUGACCGCUGUCAAGAGGUUUCUGAACGUGGUCAGGACACUGGGACGCCAACCAAUGAGGAAGACCGGCAGCCAAUGGAACUGCGCCAGAGUGAUGCCAUCAAACUGUUACAAGAAGCAAUUAACAAAAUUCUUCUUUCCCAAACCCCAGUUCAGAAGUUUGACAGCCAGUCAACUGGUAAUGAUACAGAUACGGAGGAGCAGUGUCACUCUGAUGGGAAGGAUGGCAGCCGAGGUGCAAUCGAAUCAUCAAGAGUCUCUACUUCGCCUGAACUUCAAAAUGGUGUGGCCCCAGAAUCUAAAGAAGAGCAGGUCAGAUCUGAAAAUCUCUAUGCCAAGAAGGAACAAACGGAAACUAAGAUUUGGAACAAGCCUAACCAGCCUACACUUAAGAGAUGGAGCAAUGUGAAAAAGUUAGUCCUUCUCAAGCGAUUCGUCAAGGCAUUGGAGAAAAAUAGGAACUUCAAGCCAAGAAUACCUAGAAUCCCAUCCUCAGACCUUUACUCAGAAGCAGAGAAGGUUAGCUUGAGACGGCAAUCGACAGAAGAGAGGAAGAAAUCUGAGGAAUGGAUGCUUGAUUUUGCACUCCGGAAGGUCAUUUCCAACCUGGAUCCUGUGCAGAAAAGAAAAGUCACUCUCCUUGUAGAAGCCUUUGAAACUGUCGUCCCAGCACAAGGAGGUGAAUCUCCCAUUAGUCCACAUUCAUCAUUUUCAUCUCCUGUUCACUGUGCUAAAGCCAACACAAAUUGCUUAGUCCCGGAUGACAAACCAAGAGGCCCGGAGGAUGGAUACUCUUCUGGGACUUUGACUGGGAAGUCUUCAAGCACUUUACCAGUUGCCCAAGGCAGCAAUUCCACAACUGAAGAACUAGAGAAUUCAGUGGCAUUCUCUGAGGCCAAUAUAACAGGUCAGGACUUUCGUACGAUAAACAGGGAAUUAAGCAUGGCGAACUUCAAUGAAAACACUAUGAAAAUUAGCUUUACAAGACCUGAUGUGGUUAUGACUGAGUCCACCAUUCCGAGUGAUCUAUCUGAUCAGUUCUUGAGUGCAGAAAACAGUGAAAAUGAAAUUGACAUUGAAUUAUCAGGCAAUGAAAAUGUUCAGGAGGAGAGUGCAAGGAAAACUCCAAGUUCAAAUUUAACACCUGAGGGUGCUGAUGCUGGAUCAAACAGAAAAAGCUCUGAGACUGAAGGUUUAAUGGGUGAAACAGUGACAAUAUUCAAUGAUUCUAAAGGUGAUUCGCCUGAAGAUAAAGAAGUAUUGGAGCCAGAUGAUCAAUCUCCUGUUGGAAGAAAGAAGUAUAAUGGGUUGUGGCACCUAAUAUAUCAGCACAUGGUCUCGGACAUAGCCGACAGUGGAGGAUUGCAGACGUUCAAUCUAGAAAAUGAGAAAGAACAUGUGAAAGAUGGCAGCACACUGCCUGGUGUUGAUGAAGCUGACCAUCGUCAAGAGGUUUCUGAAGGGGGUCAGGACAUUGAGGAAGCAACCGAUGAUGAAGAUCGACAGCAGAUGGAACUGUGCCAGAGCGAUGCCAUCAAACUGUUACAAGAAGCAAUUAACAAAAUUCUUCUUUCCCAAAGUGUACAUCAGAAGUUUGAUGGCCAGUCAGCAGCUAGUGAUACGAAGUUGGAGGAGUGUUAUCACUCUGAUGAGAAGGAUGGAAGCAGAGGUGAAACUGAGUCAUCAGGCAUCUCUACUUCCCUUGAACUUCAGAAUAGUUCAGCAUCAGAUUCAAAAGAAGAGCAGGUCAGAACUGAAAAUCUGCAUACCGCGAAGGAACAGACAGAAACUAAGAUUUGGCACAAGCCUAACCAGCCUACACUUAAGAGAUGGAGCAGUGUGAAAAAGUUCAUCCUUCUCAAGAAAUUUGUCAAGGCAUUGGAGAAAACUAGGAACUUCAAGCCAAGGGUGCCAAGAAGCCCGUCCUCAGAACUUUCCACAGAAUCUGAGAAGGUUAGCUUGAGACAGCAAUCUACAGAAGAGCGGAAGAAAUCUGAGGAAUGGAUGCUUGAUUAUGCACUCCGAAAGGUCAUUUCCAACCUGGAUCCUGCACAGAAAAGAAAAGUUACUCUCCUUGUAGAAGCCUUUGAAACUGUUGUCCCAACGCAAGGAGGUGAAUCUCCCAUAAGUCCAAAUAUAUCAUUUUCAUAUCCUGUUCGCCGUGCUAAAGCCAACAUGAAUUGCUCAGUCCAUGAUGAAAAAAUAAUACCCAGUGAGGAUGGAUACUCUUCUGAGACUCUGACUGGGAAGUCAUCAAGCACUUAUCCAGUUGCCCAAAGCAGCAAUUCCCCAACUAAAGAGCAACAGAAUCCAGUGGCAUUCUCUGAGACCAAAGGAACAGGUCAGGACUUUUGUAGAAUCAGUAGAGAAUUAAGCAGGGCGGUCACUGAUGAAAGCCUCAGGAAAAUAAGUUUCUCAAGUCCUAAAGAGGUUCUGAGUAAGUCUGUCAUCCCAGGUGAUCCAUCUGAUUGGUGCUUUAAGGCAGAAAACAGCAAAUAUGUACAGGAGCAUGCAAGGAAAACUCCAAGUUUAAAUUCGCCACCUGAGGGUGCUGAUGCUGGAUCAAACAGCCAAAGCUCCGAGACCAAAGGUUCUUUGGGCAAAACAGUGACAGUAUUGAAUAAUUCUAAAGGCAAUUCACCACAAGAUAAUAACGCAGAGUCCCCUUCGGCCUCAGUUGAUGACACAUUGGAGGAGCCCAUGACAACAAGUCAAGAAGGUAAACAUGGAACAAAUCCCAAAGAUGAGGUCCUCUCUGAUUCAUCUCCACUUGAGGAUUCCAUGCCUGUAUGUGUCACUAAUGCAGAACAGGAAGUACAGUUGGAGAACAAGAAGUACUCAAAUCUUUGGUACUUGAUACACAAGCAUAUGGUAUCGGGUCUUAAUACAGAAGAUGGAAGCAGGUCACCUUUUGAUGGAUCCAGCAAGGAAGACGAAGAAAAGGAGAAUAAAUUGGACAGAAGGUACGAUUCUUGUCCUCGUCGAGAUUCACCAGAAGCAGAAGAUCAGCAAGCAUCUCUGGGUCAGAGGGCUGAUUGUGAAAAGAUGGAACUCAGAAAGAUUGAGGCCAUUAAGCUGGUACAAGAAGCAAUUGACAAUAUCCUUCUUCCGGAAGCAGAGGAAAGUUCACCAGAUGGUCAAUAUUCUGGUAAGAAUAUUCAAUAUGAGAAGACAGAAUGUGCAGAGACUCUCAUUUCAGCAUCAAAUAAUUCAGCUGAUUAUGGAAGGGUGGAACCUGAAAGGACAGAACAACCCAGAGCUUCAGGUCAAGAAACACAGCUCCAAUUUGUUACUGCUAGUGGUGCUUCCCAAGAAGAAGAUAGAACAGAGCCCAAGGUGGCACGCAAAUUUAGCCAAGGAGCAGUGAAAAAUUGGAGUAAUCUGAAGAAGGUAAUUCUCCUUAAUAGAUUCGUCAAGGCAUUAGAGAAGGUGAGGAACCUCAACCUACAGAAGCCGCAAUAUCUUCCCCCUCAGACAGACGAUGAGCCAGAAAAAGUCAAUUUGAGGCAUCAGGACAUGGAUGGAAGGAAAAAUACUGAGGAAUGGAUGUUGGAUUAUGCCCUUCAGCAAGUUGUCUCCAGAUUAACUCCGACAAGGAGAAGAAAAGUUCACUUACUCAUAGAAGCUUUCGAAACGGUUAGUCCUCCAGUUGGGAAGUGAUCAUGCUUCAGGCACAAGGAACAGCUUUGAGUCAUGCAAAUCUCUUUAUUCCUCAUUUAUUAUCGAGGUAAAUAAGCGAAGUCUCUUCAGUGAUGAGAAUUCAUGGUCAUGACUUCAGAGUGUUACUGGAUUCAUCAAAUUGGAAUGUUUGGGCAAUCCAAGGAGAUAUGCGGUUCAUUUAUUGUCCUUCAAUAAUUGUGUCAUAACAUGUAAGUGGGGGCUGUUAGCUCCUCUCACCUCAGAUAGAGUCUUAAUUUGCAUAGAUUAAUAUAUGAUUCCUAUUUUGAUAUCACCAGGAGUCGAUUUACAAGUCAAUGUACAGAUGAAAUUGUGGUCAUUGAGUUUCUUUCCCCAGCUAGAGAUAUAAUGGAGUGUGAUUAUGAAAAAGGAUUUCACAUUUUUGACCAUUUGUUACAUACUUAUGAAUGAGGCAAUCUUUUCUG